AUUAUAAGUACACAUACGAUAUUAUUGUAUUUUGCACUUAAUGCAAAUUGUAUGCUUAUGAUAUAGAUGUGCGCGUAACAAACAACUACCUGCAAAUUAAUAUGGUGCACAGCUAACACAGAAAAAUUAGUCUUUGCCUUCUUAUACUGUUGUGCAUUUUAGACCAUGCAUUAUGUGCACAUUACGUUCCAUCACAAAACCAAAACCAAAACAUAAACAUAAAUAAUGAUAUAUUAAUAGGCGUGGGAAUCAUUCUAGAUAUGGAGUCACCGAUUGGGAAGUCCAUUCACAGUUGCAUUACCAUGGCGAUAUCUGAUUUUUAUGCUCUUCAUCACAGUUACAAAACAAGGAUAGUUCUUCACACUAGGGACUCCGAGGGAGAUCCAGUAAAAGCUCUUUCAGCUGUAGAUCUUCUUCUGAAAAACACAAAGGUGCAAGCUAUCAUAGGCCCAGAAACACAUCUUCCGUCAAAGUUCUUGUCCGCGUUUGCUGAUAAAGCUGCAGUUCCUAUAUUUUCUUUUGCAAGUUCAUCCUCAAGGGAACACCCAUACUUGUUCCAAAUCAAACAAGACGAAUCCACUAUGGCGAAAAGCAUUGCUGCCCUUGUGAAAUCAUUCAAUUGGAGGAAUGUUAUCUUUAUUCAUGAGGACACUGAUGAUGGUAGAGAGAUCUUACCAUAUCUAGCUGAGUCGUUGCAAGAUAAAAACAUCCGUAUCAGUUAUAGAAGUGCCAUUUCUGCCUCAGCCACAUAUAAUAGCAUCACCCAAGAGUUGCGUAAGAUCAUGACUUUUCACACAAGUGUAAUUAUCAUAUAUGUGUCACCUUCACUAGCAUCUAGCCUUAUCAUAAAUGCAAAAAUGCUAGGAAUGGUUUUAGGUCGUAUGUUCCACCAUCAGACAAAAUGGCACAACUUGUUUUACGGAAAUAAUUUCACCUCAAUAACAAAAGAAGUGCCUGUCCCUGCCUUAUGGGCAUACGAUACAAUUUGGGCACUUGCGGAGUCUGUAGAGAAGGUUGGAGACCCACAUAAUGGUUUUAUGCUUUUACAUGAAGUUUUGAAAAUCAGAUUUAAGGGUAUAAGUGGUGAUUUUCAGCUUAGUGAAGGAAAAGUAUUAUCCAAUGGAUAUGAGAUUAUGAAUGCAGUCGACAAUGGUGAGAGGAGAGUAGGAUAUUGGACAUUAUCAAAAGGAAUCAAGAGAGCACAUCCACAUAUUAACAGCGACCGUUUAUAUCCUAGUCUAGGUUCUGAAGCAGUUGUCUGGCCCGGAGGGUCUACAACUGCUCCAAAAGAUCAUGAUGUUGAGAAAAAGAUUACAACUGCCACUGGGUUCUCCGCAGAUGUAUUCUAUACUUGCAUUUGUGCGUUGCCAUAUAAAGUGCCAUACACGUUCAUUUCAUUUGAUAACGUCAGUAUCGACGAUCUUGUACAGAAGGUGUACAAUGAGGAAAUCGAUGCAGUAAUUGGUGAUUCAACAAUCUUGGCCAACCGAUCUGAGUAUGUUGACUUUACAGCGACUUACACGGAUUUGGGUGUAGGAACAUUAGUAAGAAUCAAGAAAAAAGACGUGUGGUUCUUCUUGAAGCCGCUGCUGGACAUUUAUCUAUGGCUAGUUGCUAUUGGUUCUUUUAUCUUCAAUGCCAUAGUUGUUUGGGCUAUUGAACGUAUGAAUCCAGAUUCGGAAGUUUCACGUGGAACAGUAUCCCGGACGUCCUUCCUAUUGACCAUCUUAUUUGCUCAAAGAGAUAACCUUUCGAGGAAUCUGUCAAAAUUUGUAAUGUUUGUCUGGUUCAUCGUGUUGCUUGUCUUGUUCACGAGCUACGAUGCAUUUUUGACUUCACUGUUGACAGUAGAGCAAUUUGAAUCGGCAUCAAAGAGAGGAAUUGUGGGGUUUCAUGGAGGUGAUUUUAUGAAAGGUGUGACAGUCAACAACCUGCACUUUGAAAAUUGGAACCACCGUGCAUACUACUCAUACGAGGAUUAUGCUCAUGCUUUAUCAGAAAAAGGUGAUGCUGAUGCCAUUGUUGAUGAAAUUCCAUACAUCAAGAUGUUUCUUAGCAGGUACCCUGGUGAUUAUACCUUGGUCUCCUCUCAACCUAUCACUUCUGGUUUUGCCUUUAUAUUCCAAAAAGGUUCACCACUUGUUGAAGACUUAUCAAGAGAAAUCGCCAAGAUAAGAUUAGACGGAACUCUAAGAAGUUUGGAGAACAAGUGGUAUGAGAAUCAGAUACCUCUUCCGUCCAGAAAUUCUACAAUGCCCGAGCUUUCCUUGACGCUUGAUAAACUUGGUGGUCUUUUUAUUAUGAGUGCAGCCACUUCUACUCUAGCCCUUAUGAUUUCUUUCUUUUACCUACUUCAUGUCAUGUUUACAGAGGGAUUUAACUAUUUAGCAAUCGAUGGUUUAUAAGGAUUUUGAGGGAUUUUUUUUGUUGGAUCGAAGAAAAUCUUGAAUUGAUUGGGCUCUCUAAAACAUAUAUGUGUUAGCCUGUACAUGUAUUUUAUUGUGUGUGUAUUUGUAAUUUAUGCGGUUC
Molecule: messenger RNA, 2529 nt
Organism: Lactuca virosa
Lineage: Eukaryota; Viridiplantae; Streptophyta; Magnoliopsida; Asterales; Asteraceae
Source: the annotation of a GenBank genome assembly